GGGCGGCGGUGGGCAGCCAAGGGAGGAGGGGAGGGGCGAGGCGCCGUCGCCAGCCCCCUCCCCUCGUCUGCGCUCCCUUCCUUUCUCCCUCUCGCGGGCACCGGAGCGCAUCCCGCCGAGGCCGGGCCGCUUCAGUGGGAGGUGCCAACACCUCGCUGCGCCGGGCCCCCGACCGAGCAGUAACCGGGACCAAGGAGGCGGAGCGGACGCGGCUCCGGCCUGAGCGGAGUCACAUUAACUUUGCUCUGGAAGACAACUUUACAAGGAUCUAAAAGGAACAGGAUUAAAGAUGACUGAAUACUGAGCUCCAGAAAUUUAAAACAAUCAGCUUAGCAAAUCAUAUAUUCUUCUGUGGAGAUGAGAAUUGAUGUCUGCUCUUCCCAGUGAUUUGGAACUUUCCUAUCUCAGAGAGAAGUUGACCAAGGGACUGCCCAGGACUGAGUCUGUAUGGAAGAAGAACUUCCUCUUUUCUGUGGAGACAGUGGCAAGCCAGUACAGGCUACUCUGUCAUCUUUGAAGAUGUUAGAUGUGGGAAAGUGGCCAAUUUUUUCCCUUUGUUCUGAGGAAGAACUGCAGUUAAUUCGUCAGGCUUGUGUCUUUGGCAGUGCUGGCAAUGAAGUUUUAUACACUACAGUAAAUGAUGAGAUUUUUGUGCUUGGCACAAACUGCUGUGGCUGUUUGGGGUUAGGUGACGUCCAGAGCACCAUUGAACCUCGGAGACUGGAUUCUUUAAGUGGCAAAAAAAUAGCCUGCCUCAGCUAUGGGAGUGGUCCACAUAUUGUCCUUGCAACAACAGAAGGAGAAGUCUUUACCUGGGGUCACAAUGCUUAUAGCCAGCUGGGCAAUGGGACGACUAAUCAUGGUUUAGUGCCCUGUCAUAUCUCUACUAACUUGUCAAACAAACAAGUCAUUGAAGUGGCCUGUGGGUCUUACCAUUCUUUGGUGCUAACAUCUGAUGGAGAGGUAUUUGCCUGGGGUUAUAAUAACUCUGGGCAGGUAGGAUCUGGAUCAACAAUUAAUCAGCCAAUCCCUCGGAGAGUCACUGGCUGCUUACAGAAUAAAGUAGUUGUGACCAUAGCAUGUGGGCAGAUGUGCUGCAUGGCAGUAGUGGACAGUGGGGAGGUCUACGUCUGGGGUUACAAUGGAAACGGGCAGCUCGGACUUGGCAACAGUGGUAACCAGCCAACCCCUUGCAGAGUGGCAGCUUUGCAAGGCAUCCGUGUCCAGCGGGUCGCCUGUGGCUAUGCACACACAUUAGUAUUAACAGAUGAAGGCCAAGUGUAUGCUUGGGGUGCCAAUUCUUACGGGCAGUUGGGCACUGGCAAUAAAAGCAACCAGUCCUAUCCUACUCCUGUCACUGUGGAAAAGGACAGGAUUAUCGAGAUUGCAGCCUGUCACUCGACCCACACGUCUGCGGCCAAGACGCAGGGUGGGCACGUGUACAUGUGGGGCCAGUGCCGGGGCCAGUCCGUGAUCCUCCCGCACCUCACCCACUUCUCCUGCACCGACGACGUGUUUGCCUGCUUUGCCACUCCCGCCGUCACGUGGCGCCUCCUCUCCGUGGAACCUGAUGACCACCUUACAGUGGCUGAGUCACUGAAGAGGGAAUUUGACAACCCUGACACUGCAGACCUGAAGUUUCUGGUGGAUGGAAAGUACAUUUAUGCACAUAAAGUCCUUCUCAAGAUUCGAUGUGAGCAUUUCCGUUCGUCGUUGGAAGAUAACGAGGAUGAUAUUGUAGAAAUGAGUGAAUUUUCAUAUCCUGUUUACCGGGCCUUCCUGGAAUACCUGUACACAGACAGCAUCAGCCUUUCUCCUGAGGAGGCAGUAGGACUGCUAGACUUGGCGACAUUUUAUAGAGAAAAUCGUUUGAAAAAGCUCUGCCAACAAACUAUCAAGCAAGGCAUCUGCGAGGAGAACGCCAUCGCUCUGCUCUCGGCUGCCGUGAAGUAUGACGCCCAGGAUUUAGAAGAAUUCUGCUUCAGGUUUUGCAUAAACCAUCUGACUGUGGUAACACAAACUUCAGGUUUUGCGGAAAUGGACCAUGAUCUCCUGAAGAACUUUAUCAGCAAAGCAAGCAGAGUUGGAGCCUUUAAAAAUUGAUCCCAUCUGCAGGAAAGGAGUUUUUGAGCCUUUCCAUUUCCCCUGCAAAAGCCAGAGAUGAAUCACUUCUCUUUAAUUAAUAGUAUGUAUUGUGAGCUACAUUUGGCUGAGUACUUGUAUCUGUCAAAAGAAGGAUGAUGAGUGGUCUUCAUCUGCCUAAAUCCAGAGUUUACGUAGAAAGCAUUGAAUGUUCUGAUCAGAUGCGACUAAGUUCAAGGAAAAAAAAUUGAAAUAAUCUUAUUUACCGUUUCCUCUUUUGAGUCACUUACAUUGGUACCCUGGUCUCAGUAUACGCUAUUCUGGCCCAAAUUUCCCAUUAUUCAGCUGGCUAAUGCCACAUACAUAGCUUGACAAGGAGUGCUGUCCUUACCACAUUUUCAGCAUUCAGCACAGUGCCUUGCAUAUAGUAGGCACUGAAUUUACUAUAAAUCUUCAGUAUGUCCUGAGAACAACUUUCAUUGUGGAAUACUGAGAGAAGGAAUAACUUGCACAAAAUAAACUUAAAACAGCCUGUAAUUAUUGAGGUUCAUAUUCUUCUGGCAUGUCAUUCUGAGAAAUUAUAGCUAAUUUCGAGCAUUAUUUAGAAUUCACAAAAGGCCUUGGCAAUUAAAUUGUCAGAGGCCCAAGGGCUAAUUUUAAUUUUUUAUUUACUUGGAGUCAUUCAUUAAUUUCUCACAUGAGAUUAUGGAGUCUGAAGUAUUAUCUUUGAAUGAAAUUCCUGGGCUUAUCUGCCUUACAUAAUCACAUAAGGUCCUUUGCUUUUCUUUUGUGUUAAGAGGGAUUUGCCUCUGUAAAUGAAAAUUACGAUGUGUUUUUCUUGUAGCUGACUUUCACGUCACUAUGAAAUAGGUCUCUUAACCUGGCACCAGUAUAACUUAAAGUAUUAGCUGAAAAGGAACUGAUACUUACAUUUCAUGGACAGCAUUAACAAGAAUGAGACAAACUCACACUUUUUAGACCAAAACAAAUUACCUAAUUGCAAAAGAGAAACUGGAAUGGAACACAGUGUCAGAUUCUUCUAUUGUGUAUCUCCCAAUAUCAUGUAAAGAAAACCCUUUUGGAAUUAAUUCUUGUUCUGAUGCUGAACUAUUUGAUAAUAAAGUGCUUAUUUGCAGAUAACAGAA
Saimiri boliviensis boliviensis (Bolivian squirrel monkey) is the source of this 3227-nucleotide messenger RNA. RefSeq names its product RCC1 and BTB domain containing protein 2 (gene RCBTB2). The record is from RefSeq and is a predicted model, not a curated record. NCBI's taxonomy places the organism in Eukaryota, Metazoa, Chordata, Mammalia, Primates, Cebidae. Gene Ontology annotation, molecular function: protein binding.